AUGGUCGGGAGGAUUUUUAGCUCGAUGCAGGCACAGCAUGGACUGACUUGUGUAGAGGAAUAUCCAGAUUAUCUCUGCAAGGCGCUCUCGAAAGCGCUUGCCUUACUCGCCUUGUGCGCGGUGCAGCACGUCGAGGCAGCAGAGGGGCUCGAGCCGCCGCUGACACUGAAGUGGCACUACUACCGGAACUCGUGCCGCGAUGCUGAGACGUAUGUGAGGCACCAGGUCGAGUACUACUGGAAGCCGGACAAGAGCCUCACUCCUAAGCUCCUCCGACUGCUCUACUCUGACUGCUUCAUCACGGGCUGUGAUGCGUCUAUUCUGUUGGACGGGCGAAAUUCAGAGAAAACAGCACCACAAAAUUCAGGGCUUGAAGGGUAUGGUACGGUGGUGAUAGACAAGAUCAAGCAAGUACUGGAACAACGUUGUCCUGGAGUUGUGUCUUGUGCUGACAUUCUCAACCUUGCUGCCAGAGAUGCCGCUCACUUGGCGGGAGCGCCAUCUUACCCCGUCCUGACGGGGAGGAGAGACGGGAUGUCGUCGUCCAAGGCGUCGGUGGACCUCCCGUCGCCAUCCAUCUCGUGGGAAGAGGCGCUCGCUUACUUCGAAUCGAGGAACUUGGAUGUGCUAGACCUUGCCACUCUACUUGGGGCUCAUUCAAUGGGCAAGACUCACUGCAGCUACAUCACAGACAGGCUGUACAAUUACAACUCCACUGGCAAGCCAGACCCAGAUAUGGACCCAUCCUACCUGGCCCAAAUGAGGAAGCAAUGCCCACCAAACUCAAAGAGCCAAGGUGACCCUCAGGUGUUCCUUGACCCCGCCUCAGGCUCCAGCUACACAUUCAGCAACUCCUACUACUCCAGGCUCCUGAACCACCAGGCCACCCUUGGCAUCGACCAGCAGCUCGCCCGCGGUGACGACACUUCCCAGAUCGCUCAGGAGUAUGAUGCUGGGCUGGAGGACUUCCGGAAGGAGUUCGCUCUGUCAAUGGCCCGGAUGGGGAACAUCAAGGUCUUGACGGGGAAUCAGGGGGAGAUCCGCAAGAAUUGCAGAGCCGUGAACAGCAAAUAA
Molecule: messenger RNA, 1074 nt
Organism: Eucalyptus grandis
Lineage: Eukaryota; Viridiplantae; Streptophyta; Magnoliopsida; Myrtales; Myrtaceae
Product: probable peroxidase 61
Exons: 5
Coding region: 1-1074 (357 amino acids)
Biological process (GO): hydrogen peroxide catabolic process; response to oxidative stress
Cellular component (GO): plant-type cell wall; plasmodesma
Molecular function (GO): peroxidase activity; heme binding
Source: RefSeq, a predicted model, not a curated record